Messenger RNA from Monoraphidium neglectum, 1446 nucleotides. RefSeq lists its product as hypothetical. The transcript has 10 exons. NCBI's taxonomy places the organism in Eukaryota, Viridiplantae, Chlorophyta, Chlorophyceae, Sphaeropleales, Selenastraceae. The record is from RefSeq and is a predicted model, not a curated record. Gene Ontology annotation, biological process: root hair cell development. The coding region runs from base 1 to 1446 and encodes 481 amino acids. Gene Ontology annotation, molecular function: glycosyltransferase activity.
AUGGGUGUCCUGGACGAUGGGGGCAGCGGUAAAAGCAAGUCGCUCGACUUCCGCUCGCGCCACCAGCUGCUGGUGGCGGUGUUCGCGCUCGGCGCCUGCGUCGGCGUCGUCCUCGCGGAGCGCAUAUACAUAGCCACAAACCGCGAGGACAUCCUGAACGGCGUCAGCGCGUUGGGCGGCGCCGCGGCCGCGCAGGAGCUCGCGGCGAUCGCGGCGGACGUCGGCGAACCCGCAACCGCCUCUGCGGCUGAGCGCGCCGCCGCCGCCGCGCGCGCCGAGGCCGUCGCGAAAGACCCUGAGUUGAAGCUCCUGAAAUCCUACUUGACCAUGAUAGCGCCGGAGAGAGAAGUGCUGAUCGGGGUGUCGAAUAAGAACCCCAUGCUGGAGGGGAUGCUCGACACAUGGCUCGAGGGCGUGAAGCAGGCGGGGCGCGGCGGCGCGCCUCGGUCGACCUUUCAGUUGGCCGUGGCGGCGCCUCGCGGCCGCGCGCGCCUGGCUCGCGCGGCGGCGGCGGCUUCGGCGGCGGCGGCCGUGGCGCCUGUGACCAACUACCUGGUGGUGGCGCUGGAUGAGGAGACGGUGGAGGGCAUGAAGCAGCGGGGGGUGAACCACUUCUUCAUGCCCAUAAAGGUGUCUAAGGCGCAGGCCGACACUGGCGACAACCACUCCAUCAGCGCCCUCAAGUUUGGCAUCAUCAAAAAGUUCCUGACGGUGGGCUGGGCGGUGCUGCUGUCCGAUAUCGACAUCGCCGUGCUGCAGAACCCCUUCAAAUUUCUGUACAGGGAUCAUGAUGUGGAAGGCCAGACGGACGGAUUUGAUGUGCAGGGGGCCUAUGGCGCCAUUGACGGCGUCGACGACCCCUCAAUGGGCUGGGCCAGGUUUGCCCAGAAGAUGGCCCACUUUAACAUGAACAGCGGCCUCUUCUACCUCCGCUCCAAUCAGCGCACCAUCGACCUGAUGCAGCGCCUGGAGACCCGCCUCGCGCGGGAGAAGUACUGGGACCAGUCGGCGUACAACGAAGAGAUGUUCAUCCUUAGUCACGGGGACUACAAGAGCGCCAUGUCGCUGCAGUCGCUGCUGCUGCUGCUGCUGCUGCUGCUGCUGCUGCUGCUGCUGCUGCUGCUGCUGCUGCUGCUGCUGCUGCUGCUGCUGCUGCUGCUGCUGCUGCUGCUGCUGCUGCUGCUGCUGCUGCUGCCACGGCUGCCGCUGCUCAGCUGGCGGGUGACUGUGCGCGUGAUGGACAUCUACCAAUUCAUGAACAGCAAGACGCUCUUCAAGCGGGUCCGGCAGAUGCCCCUGGACCAACAGCCGCCCUCCCCGGUCAUGGUGCACAUAAACUACCAUCCAGACAAACACGAGCGGAUGAAGGCCGUGAUGAGAUACUACCUCAAGGGAGACAAGCUGGCGCUGCAGCCGUUCCCGGGGGGCAGCGAGCCGGGGUCGUGA